This is a messenger RNA of Schistosoma turkestanicum, 3142 nucleotides long. The record is from the annotation of a GenBank genome assembly. NCBI's taxonomy places the organism in Eukaryota, Metazoa, Platyhelminthes, Trematoda, Strigeidida, Schistosomatidae.
GAUCAUAUAACCGGUGUUGUGACUGUUGAUUAUUGAAUUAAUCCGUAUAGUUAAAGGAAUCAGUGAUGCUAAUGAAUAUUAAUAAUUUCAUGGGAACAGUUAUACCAAAAACAUCAACACCAACGAAAGAGUUAACUAGAUCCGAUUAUACCGAUGAAUCAGCUGAUCACAGUAUGAUUAAGUCAGAUUUAUUGAAUUCUUUCUCAAACAUUGGUCAUAAUAGUAACAGAUCAAUUUUAGAAGAUAGUAAAACAGAAACUUCAGUCGAAUGCUUGUCAAAUGAUGAAUCUUAUCAUAAAACGAAUAGUUCACCUAUGAAUUACGAUAGUAUGGAAUGUUUACAAGGUUAUACACUUGUUAACAAUCGAGAUCUAGAGUCAAAUGAAUUGAAAAUGCGACUUCUAGCUACCCUAGCUGAUAUGAUUCCACAUGAUGAAAGUUUAAGUUUACGUUUACUAAUGAGUUAUACAAUUGAUGAUCAAGAAAGUGAAUGUGUUGUUAUUGAUGAAACAUUGUGCCGAGGAGGAAAGCGUAAUGAAGUCAAGAAUUCUAAUUAUCAAAAUUCUUUAGGCCAAUCAAAAAAUGACAAUGGAAUUCACGAAAUAAAACACAAUGAAAAAAAACCCGACCUAAGCACAAUAUUUUCAACUAUACAACAAAGCACUGUUAAUGAAACUAAUGCAUUGGAUUUGUCUGUGCAUAAUGAAACAUUUGAUUCUAUGGACUAUCAGUCAGAUUCUUUAGGUACAACGUCAACAAAACAAGACCAAAAGUCACAAAUGAUUAUUGAUGGUAUAAUUAAUGAAACAAAAUCAUUAACCAAUACAUGUUGUAUACCAUUGAGUUUAUUAUCCUCUAAUCUGGUACAAUCCAGUUUGAAUGCUGCUACAAAAGUUUUAGAUUCAGUGGUGAACACAACAUCUACAAAUAAUUCAAUUGGUCAAAUUCCAUUACUUGAUACAUCAUCUAUAUUAGCCUUACUGCCCUUGUUACAACAGCAACAACAACAACAACAACAAUAUCAACAAGUACAACAAAAUCAACAAAAUACAAAUAAUUUAACAUAUCAAAAUAUCUUAAAUCCAAAUUCAUUGUCACUUAUUCCUGCCACUAUUCCUACUUCAGUAACAACAUUAAGUACAACAAAAUCAAGUCCUAUCACUUUUAAUUAUACAGGUAUGUCGACAAAUGCUAAUUUGCUAUUCAAUCAAUUAUAUCCGCCACAAUUGCAACAAAGUAUUCAACAAACGAAUAACUUACUUACAUCACAUUUGAGUAGUAUAUUACCAAAACAAACAGAAACAACAACAACAACGACAACAGCAUCAGCUUUAACAUCAAUUCCAAAUACAAUCACAAGCUCAUUGACAAAUAACAUUGUUAAUAAUCAGUCACUUUUAAAUACAGCAUCUGUUAUAGGAUUUCCAUUAUACAAUCCAUUUUCAAUUCAUACUAAUACUAGUACUAGUACUAGUAGUAUCAUCAAUAACAACAGUAAUAGUAUUGAUCAAAUUAAUGCAUUCUUAUCAUCUACACCAAUUCUAGGAACAUCAUCAACAUCAACAUCAACAUCUACAGUUUCACAAGCAUUACUAACACAACCACCAUCAACGUUUUCAUCCUCUUCAUCGAAUAUUGCACCAAUCAGUUUAGAAUCGACCAAUACCACGACUACAUUAUUCAAUGUGAAAGAUAAGCAAACAGGUUUGAUUGAAACUGUGGGCAUAAUGCCAGGUAUGAAAAAUGUAAAUCCACCAAUUGCAUCAUUAAUUAAUCAAUUAACUCUUAAUGCUUCAUCGAAUAGUAAUAAUAAUAAUAAUAACGUUAAUAACAUUUCACUUAAAACACUUUCUACAUUAUCACAAUUGUUCAAUAGUAAUCUUCUUACUACAAUAUCUACUCAUAAUGCUACUACUAAUAAUAAUUUUAUUAGUAAUAACAUAACUUCUACAAAUUUCAAUAUAGCUAAUAAUCUAACCAUACCAACAGUAAUAAAUGCAAAUACUACUACUACUAAUAAUAAUAAUCCUACUUCAAUAGGCAAUGGAACAGUCAAUAAUAAUGAACUAAUAACACUGGAUAAAACACAUACAAAAUUAUCUUCAAGUUCAAGUAAAGUAUCGAAUCGUUCUAGUCCAUUAUAUUCAUCGAAUAAUCAUUCAACAGAUAAAAUUUCAAAAUUAAAUUCAGCCAAAAAUCCCAAAAUUGAAAAUGUAAAAUCAUCAAUACAACAAAAUCAACAACUGAAUACCACCACCACCACUAGUAAUACGGCUACAACUAAUAGUAAUUUAUUAUUUGGCAGAAGAUUAGUACUUAGUCGUCGUUUUAUUUGUAAUCAAUGUCGUCGUAAUUUUUCUUCAUUAGCUGAAUUAAAUCGACAUACAAUUGAAGCGCAUAAUUCAUUUCGUUGUACAAUUUGUUCAGCACAUUUUACACAAAGAUCUAAUCUACAAAGACAUUCAUUGAAACAUGUUGGUUUUAAACCAUUUACAUGUAAUCUAUGCAAAAAAGAAUAUUAUCGUAAAGAUCAUCUAGUUAGACAUAUUGAAGUAACACAUCCAACUCAUGAUCCUAAAUUGAAUAUUACUGUUCAUUUAACAUCAUCCGAAUGUUUAGAUUAUUUGGAUAGAUUACAAGCUGGAAAACAAUCACAAUCACCAUUAAUACAUCAUAAUCAAUUGGAGAAUAAAGAAUUAGGAUCCGUUUUUACUUCAGAUGUUACCACAAAUAUCACUGCUACUACUACUACUACUAAUACUGCUACUGCUUCUACUACUACUACUAAUAAUCCUACUGCUACUACUACGAGUACUAUUACUAGUGUAAGUAUAAACAGUGGUACCAAAAAUAGUACUACUGCUUCUGACACAUGCAAUAAGAAUACUACUAUUCACAAGGAAGAUUUUGAUUUGAUGAAUGAAGAGUCAAUGAGAAUUGAAGAGGCCAGAUUAGAAACACCAGAUAUUGAAAUGAACGGUGACAAUGAUAUGAAUAAUAAUAAUAAUACUGAGGAAGAUAUCGAUGAACAAUAUUACAAUAUAACUGAUUGCAAUGAAAAUAGUUAACUAUAAUUAAUUGUUGAUUUUGAAAAGAACUAAUUCAAGUGACUUUUGAAAACCAUCGAAAGCUACAAAACCAC